Molecule: messenger RNA, 1640 nt
Organism: Paramecium primaurelia
Lineage: Eukaryota; Ciliophora; Oligohymenophorea; Peniculida; Parameciidae
Source: the annotation of a GenBank genome assembly
AUGUUUCAACCAAACCAAAGCCAAAUCAAAUAUUAAAAUCAAUUUGGCACAACAUCAGCUAUCUUAUUUUCACAAUAAUAAACAUCUAGAGAUAAAGUAUUCAAUAUAAUCUAACUUAGCUUAUGCAAUCAAGAGAUGGUUCAGAAAACAAACAAUUUCUACAAUACCCAGUUUCUCAAAUAGUCUAUGGCCCAACAAUGAAAAUUGUUCCAUCUGUUCAAACAAACACUGCGUUUCGUAAAAUAUCCAAAGAUCUAAAUAUUACUAUUUAAGAACCAGGUAAUCAACAUUAACCUUUACGUUAACCAUCACCUAAUGUGAAAAAAUAGCGUGAAUAAAUGGAAAUGAAUUGGAAUAAGUUAAUUGAUAAAUCUAAGAUACUUCAAGAAAAUUUAGUUUUACUCAAAAAUAGUAUUAGUAUGAAUCUGACUAAAAAACUACCAGAUUAACGCUUAUCCAAAGAAUCUACAUCAACUGCAGCUGGUCUUUCUUCCAGAUUGAAGUUGUAAAAAGUGAAUAUUAAUUGCAAACUAAAUUCACCUUUUAAAGUUCAAACAAAAUAAGAACUCAGUAAGAGUUUAAGCUAAAAUACUUUUACAAAUUUAAAAUAUGCAGCUAAUCCAGUUAAAAACAUAACAAUUAAUAAUACUAGCAUUAUUACACUUACUAAUAAUUCCAGCAUCCGAAAAUCUUAAGAUUCUCAUACAAUCUAACAAAAAAUUACAUCUCCAUUUCCAUAAUAAACAUUAAGUUUAUAUUAGACAAUAGAAUAAAAACUAAAUCUUAAAAUUAGUUCAUUUUUAGGAAGAGGGAAAUUCAGUGAUGUUCAUAUGGCUAUUGAUUAAAGAACAGGUUUAAUAUUUGCACUCAAAAUAAUAAAAAAAUAAACUGUAAUUGAACAUACUAUGCAAGAACAAUUAGCUAGAGAAAUUAUCAUACAAUCUAAAUUAUCACAUCCAAAUAUUGUCAAAAUGUAUGGAUAAACUUAUGAUGAUUCAAAUAUUUAUAUGAUGUUAGAAUUUUGUAAUAAUGGAGAGUUAUUUUAACAUUAAUACAAAUAACUUAAUAAGAGAUUUAAUGAAAAAGAUGCUAGUACUUUCAUUAUGCAAAUAUUAUCAGCUAUUUAAUAUAUGCAUAAAUAAGGAUUUAUGCAUAGAGAUUUGAAGACAGAAAAUAUAUUAUUAUCUCUUGUAUUUCUAUUUAAUAUUUUAAGAAUUAUGUAAAACUUUGUGAUUUAGGAUGUGUUAGAGAAAUUCCAUCAAAAGAAGACAGGAGAAAUACUUUUUGUGGAACUGUUGAUUAUAUUGCCCCAGAAGUAAUUAAAGAUUAAGGAUAUGAUGAAAGAUGUGAUGCUUGGCAAGUGGCUAUCCUUGCAUAUGAGCUUGUUGCUGGUAAUACUCCAUUUUCAGAAUAUCCAAGAGAUGAUGAAUCAAUUAUGGAAAAUAUAUUAAAGGUAUAUAAAAAUAUAUUUAUAAUAGAAUAAAUUUGAUUUACCUCAAACAUUUUCUAUUGCACUUAAAGAUUUUGUUAGAAGAGGAUUGUAACAAAAACCUGAGAACAGAAUUACUAUUGAUUAAAUGUUAUAACAUAAAUGGAUUAUUGAUAAUAAUAAAGGAAAUGAUAAAGAAUUUAUAUUUUGA